CAUCAACCCACGAGAAUGGCCGCCGCCGCAGUCCUUCGCCACGUGGAUUUGCUUCCAUGUAUGGUUCAAUUCCAAGGAGGUGGAUAUCCAGACAUGCGCGCACUCAACGCGUACGUUCGGGAGCAUGGCCGCUCGGUGCUCUACCUGACACAAAAGGUGAGCGUGUCGACGUACAACCUGCAACUCGCCUCGAUCCUCGUUGGAUUUCGCGAUCUUUUUGCUCCAUGGCUGGCCUUCCAUGGCCUGUCACGUGUUGCUCGCUUGAUAUCAUCUUCGUCCAACAUGGGCGCAUUCGUUGUCGUGUCUGCCAUUUACGCCGGUGACGCAGCCAUCUUGCAAUUGUAUUGCCAACAAAUCCAGCUCCCACCAAGUUAUCCUUUGGUGGACAUUGCUGCGUGGGCUGACCAGCUCGACGCUCUAUGUCUCGUUCACACGUACGGGGCUACAGGAACCACGAACGCCAUGGAUGUUGCUGCCCGAGACGGGCACGAAGCCAUUCUCGCAUUCCUCCAUGAACAUCGACAGGACGGCUGUACGCGAGCAGCGAUGAACCUAGCCGCGCGCUUUAACCACCUACAAGUCGUGUCGUACUUGCAAGUGCACCGCACGGAAGGAUGCUCCAGCGACGCGCUCGUGUGGGCGGCCACGGCUGGCCACUUGGCAAUGGUGCAGUUUCUAUUCGAGCACUACUCCGACACCAUCACCACGCCACUGGCCAUGGAUGGAGCAAGCCAGAAUGGCCAUCUAGAUGUGGUUCGAUUUCUAGAUGCACAAGGCCAGACUUGCACGACAGACGCUGUUGACCAUGCGAGUCUCAAUGGACAUCUCAACGUGGUGACAUUUCUGCUGCAAAAUCGUCCCGAAGGCGCGACAACACGGGCGAUGUCGUACGCCGCAGCAAGCGGUCAUUUAGAAGUAGUGCAAUUCCUGCGCCAAGCCAACGUCCCUGCCAGCAUGAGAACAGCUAUGUUGAAUGCGCGGAAGAACGGCCAUCACAACAUAGUCCAGUACCUCUGCGAGGCCGAUCCGUCCGUCGUCGGGCAGUUGGGCAACCUUGGCAUAAAUGUGUAGCUGGGAGAGGUGAAAAUAAACUGGGCGAUUGGUCACUCUGCCA
This is a messenger RNA of Aphanomyces invadans, 1114 nucleotides long. RefSeq lists its product as hypothetical. NCBI's taxonomy places the organism in Eukaryota, Oomycota, Saprolegniomycetes, Saprolegniales, Verrucalvaceae. The record is from RefSeq and is a predicted model, not a curated record. Gene Ontology annotation, molecular function: protein binding. The coding region runs from base 16 to 1071 and encodes 351 amino acids. The transcript has a single exon.